Messenger RNA from Aspergillus brunneoviolaceus CBS 621.78, 1439 nucleotides. RefSeq lists its product as uncharacterized. Bases 138 to 1250 code for a protein of 370 amino acids. Gene Ontology annotation, molecular function: ATP:ADP adenylyltransferase activity; ATP binding. NCBI's taxonomy places the organism in Eukaryota, Fungi, Ascomycota, Eurotiomycetes, Eurotiales, Aspergillaceae. Gene Ontology annotation, biological process: nucleotide metabolic process. The record is from RefSeq and is a predicted model, not a curated record. The transcript has 2 exons.
GCCCUUUCCAGCCUUAUCCGGAUCCCAGCCCCCUUGCUAGCAUAGCAUUGCUAAUCAACCUACCGAGUCUUUCCACUCUGCACACAUCCUGCUCGUGCUUGCAUGUCAUGUCCUUCACAUCAACGUCUAUCCCCAAUAUGGCUAUCGAUAAUGAAGUGACCGUUUCCUCCCCAUCCUUUAGCGCUAAACAUAACCUGUCGACCCUCACCAACGCGGCAGCCCUAUCGGAGUUCGACGCAUUAGUCCGCCGAAGCCUCGUCGUCUACUCCCCCUCCAAGAUCGUGCGCCUCAAAGUUGACAAUUUUCACUUCGAAUUUCGAAUCAGCCAAUCUCUCACCAACAAACCCCAAUCUGGCGAGGGUCUGAAGCCGCCCAACGAAAACAGGACCAACCACAGCAGUAGCAGCAACAAUAACGAUAACAGCAGCAACAGCGAUAAUAAAGAUAACAACGAUGCAUCUUCCAAACCAGCAACCUUCGGCCCGGGUAGCGAUCUCGCCUGCCCCACGCCUGACCUCAUCAUCGCCACCAUCCACACGACCCACAUCCUCGUCCCGAACGGCUACAGCGUCUUCCGGCCGCAGUUCCUCCUCCUUACCCAGGACUCGUACCGCCGCCAGCACGAGAACUUGGAUCGAGAGGACCUCGAAGCUGCGCGCGCCGUCCUCUGCGCAUUGGGUCAGGACAACGGUCGGCGCUAUUUCGCCAUGUUCAACUGCGGGCGCACGGCGGGCGCUAGUCGCCAGCACAAGCACAUGCAUAUCAUCCCUUGUGUUGAUGACGAGGAAGAAAUAGAUCAAAUCAUUGAGCUGCCUACCGUAGAGAAGGGUGUAAAUGUCGACACCAAGGCACCAGGGCCAACCAUCCUCCCGAAUAAUCCCACGCCAAAAUCCAGCGACAUCCCCUUUGCGCAUUUCCGCGCUCCGUUGUCGCGCUCGGAAUUUCAGGAGCAGGCGUAUAUUGAGCGUGUGUUGGAUGCGUACCUCGGGCUUUUGGCGGAGAUGCGUCCUGCGUUCAGCGACAGAGGUGCAGGCGAUGGGGAGGGGAGUAUCCCGCACAAUGUGAUCCUGGUCGAGGAUUGGAUCAUGGUGAUCCCCCGGUCGAAGGAUCGGUACCGGCCGGAUGUUGCGGUCAACGGGGCGGGGAUGGUGGGGUCGGUGUGGCUGGAUCGCGAGGAGAUCCUGGCGCGCUGGGUGGAGAUUGGGCCGGCGGAGGUCUUGCGCGGGGUGGGCUAUCCUCCGCUGACUUAGGUUGGGUCCACUAGCCGGUAGGCACUGUACCUGGAACGGCUGCAGCGGUAGAAGACCCAGGGUAGAGGAGACUCGCUUAAUUGCAGUGGCCGGGGUAGAUGGACCCUUGCCUAACCAGGGCAUUCCCCUGAAAUCCGAACUCCGGCAAUGCUUGGGAUAGAAAUACUCGAUUCAAUUGACAGAUAUAGG